CCCAGAGGCUGCGAUUGAUUGGCUUAGUAACGAAAUCGGAACGUUCGCUUCGCUAGUCUAACGAGCGAAUUAGUCCCCAAUAAAUUACCAUUCCAAAAUGGGAGCUUACAACUUGAGGAUCUGCGCCCUGGUCGCCUGCCUUCUGCUGGCAUCGCAGACCAGCGGCUACACGAUGGAGCAGAUGUGCGCCCAAUGGUCGGGCACCGGGUACGUGGGCAACCCGAGCAACUGCCGCGCCUGGGGCUAUUGCCAGGGCCAGAAGCUGGUCGGAUGGGGUACCUGCACCAACGACUACAUCUUCAACUCGCAGAAGGGCGCCUGCGGCUACGCCUCGAGUACGGUGUGUGCCACCAGUGCGGUGCAGACCUGUGCGUCCGCCACCUCGCCCAUGUACGUGGCCGACCCGAUGAACUGCACCCAGUACGGCUACUGCGACGGCAAGGGAAACGUGCAGUACGGCAAUUGCGGCGUCGGUGGCGUCUAUUCCGCCAGCAGCGGCAAGUGCGUGUGGGGACCCAGCUGCCCCCAGGACAACAUCUGCCAGUUCAUGUUGUCGGGCAUCUACGUGGGCGAUCCGAACAACUGCGGCGCCUACGUGGCAUGCAACAAUGGGGUGGCCACCUCGGGUACCUGCGGCACUGGCUUGACCUACAACCUGGCCAACGGAUUCUGCCAGGAGACCAACAACUGCAACGGUGACAGCAGCAACAGUGGAUCCUCCGGAGAGUUUACUGUUGGUCAGCAGGAUGAAACGAUUUGCAAUGAACUCUGGAACGAUGCAGUUGAUGUCAAAGUGAAAAACGAAGUUCAAACCUAUAGAUACGUUUCGGAUCAGACUACUUGCUAUGGCUAUUACUUCUGCGCAGAUAAAGAUGCUGUUGGCUAUUGGAACCAAUGCCCCACCGGCACUCAGUUUAAUAUCAAAGCCGGCCAGUGCGUUUCGCCAGCCUCCUUUAUCUGUCCCUAUAAUCGUUGUGCCAACGUCAACUCCGAGUUCAUGGCUGUCAUGAAUACCGGAUGCAAGAGCUAUACAAUCUGUUCCAAUUCCGCGAUCCAAAAUUGCCCCACCGACAUGUACUACGACGAGGUGAACAAUAUCUGCACCGGCACGCAGCCCGAUUACCCCAUUUGCAAAGGCAGGUACCCAUCCACUGACUAAAAAGCAUUUUUUCAGACAUGUCCAAUGCCGAGAUACCUAAUGCAACAUGUUUGAAAAGCACAUUAAUUAUAGUUCUGUUCUUAAGUCCACUCUGCAAGGGCUGAGAUGAAAGCAUUUAAAAUAAAAGCCAAUAAAAAACGUCGAAUUUGACCAAACGAAA
Messenger RNA from Drosophila elegans, 1319 nucleotides. RefSeq names its product peritrophin-44. Lineage: Eukaryota; Metazoa; Arthropoda; Insecta; Diptera; Drosophilidae. The coding region runs from base 98 to 1159 and encodes 353 amino acids. The record is from RefSeq and is a predicted model, not a curated record. The transcript is spliced from 2 exons. Gene Ontology annotation, molecular function: chitin binding. Gene Ontology annotation, cellular component: extracellular region.